AUUUGUAAAAACGUAACAUAAAUAUAUUUUUGAGUGUAAUAAUGUAUUAGACAAUAAAUCUCCAGUGUAAAAACCCGAUAUGGCAUUAAAUUUAAGUCGUUACAUAUUGCGGAGGUCACGUACAACCUCUCGAAAUUAUUGCGAAUAUAAGUCGCUAUACGAAAAACACGAAGCUGGUAAACAGCCGAAGAAAGUGUUCGGUCAAGAAUACCCCGAGUGGAAGAAACCUUGGAUCGAGCGGGAAGGGGAAUGGAAAAGCAAGUUGUCUUUAUUCGUCGAAAGAAGCCCUCCUAUGGAGAUUAUGAAUACUCUACAAAAAGCGCCGUACGUGACUACUGACGAUGUGAAAGAUUGGUGGAAAAGCAUGCAGGUUAUGCAGGAAAUCAAGAACCAAGAGUUUCUACCGGAGAGAGUGGCGGCGUUAGGCUAUAACCUGGCAGCUGUACAUUUCUUUACAUAUCGUGGUUGUGCAGUGAGACUCAAGGACAGCAAUCACUGGAUAAUAGGGGACUUUAACACACUAAAACUACCAGAUCAGUAUACUGAGGGCUAUAACGUAGAAGCAGUAGACUGUAGUAACUUUAAUAACAAGGGCUUAAGGUAUGAAGGCGUCAAAAACUUAACAGGACUGACAUGUCUCAAAUGGUUAUCUUUGAGAAACAACAAGCAUAUAGACGUAUGGUGCUUAGAUCGGAUCGCGGGACAGAAUGGCAGAUCGUUAGAAUUUCUGAACAUAACUGGAUGUGACUUAUGUGUGGGUGGCGUCCAUGCCAUUGCAAGAAUGACAAAUUUAAAAAUGUUAGUCAUAGAUGACCCUGGAGACAAUAUGGACCUGCAAGUGGCCCUCGCUAUGCUCGAAGAGGAAAACCCUGAACUGUUAAUAUGCAUAGACAAUGAACAAACUACUGAAGUUUUUAUGUUUUAACAUAAGUUCGUACAAUGAUUCAAUAUCCAACAGAAUGACUAUUACCGCAUGGUAAAUUGCGUCGGGGUUUAUAUUUUGUUAAAAUAUUUCUGGUGUUUGGUCCUUGACUUGGAUUCUGUCAGGUUCUAUUCAUUGAAUACUUAAAUAUAAGUCGUCCUUCUAAACAAAAUAUUUACAUGUACCACAUUGACUAAACAAUUUAACUAAUACCUUAUUUAGAAGAAAUAAAUAACAAAUAUGAAAUGCUCAAUUUUAUG
Molecule: messenger RNA, 1182 nt
Organism: Aricia agestis (brown argus)
Lineage: Eukaryota; Metazoa; Arthropoda; Insecta; Lepidoptera; Lycaenidae
Product: distal membrane-arm assembly complex protein 2
Exons: 3
Coding region: 80-925 (281 amino acids)
Source: RefSeq, a predicted model, not a curated record